Messenger RNA from Caretta caretta (loggerhead turtle), 1121 nucleotides. It is a transcript of the gene HIGD1C, whose product is annotated as HIG1 hypoxia inducible domain family member 1C. The record is from RefSeq and is a predicted model, not a curated record. NCBI's taxonomy places the organism in Eukaryota, Metazoa, Chordata, Testudines, Cheloniidae. Gene Ontology annotation, biological process: mitochondrial respirasome assembly. Gene Ontology annotation, cellular component: mitochondrion.
UGUAGGGGGGAAGGGCAAUAGGGGGAGGGUACUGGGGGCCUCAAUAAGUCAUCUGGUUCAGGCCCCUGCACUAAGAUAGGACUAAGUAUUAUGUGGACCAUCCCUGACAUGUGUUUGUCUCACCUGUUCUUGAAAUCUAACCUCCCUAGAUACAGCUACGAAGGGGAAGCUUCAUUUCCGAGCAGGUCCUGCUGAAUUAUCCUUUGGAGAACUGAGCAGACGUGAGAAAUGUCUUCUGAUGAUCACUGGUCUGCGGAGGAAGAAGACAGUCAAGUAUCUAAACUGACACGGAAAGCCAGAGACUCUCCAUUUGUUCCUGUAGGGAUGGCAGGCUUUGUUGCUGUCGUGGGCUACGGUCUCUACAAGCUAAAACACAGAGGAGAUCAGAAAAUGUCAGUCCAUCUCAUUCACAUGAGAGUUGCAGCACAAGGCUUUGUAGUAGGAGCAAUAACAAUAGGUGUUCUCUUCUCUAUGUAUAAGGAUUACGUUAAACCUCAGAUCAAGAAUGGGGCCAAAAAGUGAACCAACUCCAUAGGACCAAGCAGGAGAGGAAAGCAUAUGUUCAGAAUUAUUUAUUUAGAAUUUCUCUCUGUAAACAUUGUAAGAAUUUUAAGUAAUCACCACCAGGACUUCUGUUAGCUCUGCCAUUGAAUGGCUGCUCUAUGCAAAAGCCAACUGUUGGGAUCAAUACCUAAACUCACAAUAUCUAUGUCUAUGAUGCUAGAGGCAAUAGACUCUUCGUGACUGACAGCACAGUCAGUAUCAAUGUUUCAGCAUUUCCUGCCAGCUAGAGUACUGUGCAAGGAGGAGACCUGUUAUCUAGGGCAGAGGCAGCCAUCGACCUACAUCAAGCUCAGAAUGUUGCAGUACUCCUCCCAUGCAGCCUAGUUAGGAAAGAGGGCUACAGUAUGGUAAGAGAGCAUUACAAGAUUGUUCUUUGGGGUUGGCAGUAGACAGUUAACAGAAGACCUGAAUAGUCGAAUGUCUUGUACCACUGCUGGUUGUCUAAAUGUUUCGUAUAAAUAUAUUUAGUAGGCUGCUGUUUGUUUAUGCUGUUUUAUUUAUUAAAUCUUUAUAUAUAGUGUAACCCACUUGGUUACAAUAAAAUACUCAUGUUUUAA